ACGAAGCGUCUUCUUGCAAGCGUCUAGUGUGCAUUAUAUGUACACGAUCCCGAGUUUAUGCACUCUCGCACGUACAUAGACCACCUACUACCCCAGGUCUGCGACAAGCAAUCAACCGACCGAGGUUGCGACCACGAACGAAUGGAAAUCAUUCUGUAGAAGGAAUGGAGGAAGUGGAGCGCGAACAUAUUUCGAGGGACGGUAUGGUGUGGUUUUAUCUUCGAUAUAUCGAGCUCAGAUAAGCCGACGAGCAUUAACCCUGGAAAAUGACGACACCUUUUCUCGUGCAACGUAAAAGUAGAUACGCGUGGGUCCGAAAGUUUCUGGCUCGACUGACUGCGAAUGAUCGAUGAUCAACUUGUUUGGAAAAAAAAAUAAAAAUUACGAGUUUCGAGGAAGCCUCGGUAGGUAUAUUUCCUAUGGUUUCGUAGUAAUUGUCUUUAGUUCGAUAACGUACACGGUAUUCUUAUGGAAACAAAAUCUCCGUGAUUUAUAACAUAUUAAUUUAUUAAUAUCGAUCGAGCGGUAAAGCGUGACGGUGAUACGGUGCUGAGUACACGGCCGCACGGCCGCAGCAAUACCUUCUCGAAUUACACAGUCGCAAUUGCAUUAACACGAACUGAAAGGGAACCUUCGUCGGUCUAGACGCUGAAACAAGACAGUGUUACGAGCUUCGUGAACGUGACUGCACAUACCUAUCCGCGCUAGCGUCCGUACAAGCACGAAACGCUCGGAAGCCGGUACGUGCGAUCAUCGAGCGAAAAUCUAAAAUCAUCAGCUACUCGAAACGUCAACUAAAAUCGUCCACCACCUUCGGAAAACAAAAAUAAUGUAACCGAAAUCCUUUAAGCUUCGAAGUGUUUUUACGUGGUUGUGAUAGAAGCUACGAUUAAGUACUUAUGUGUAUACGUGUAAAUAAAUGUCACGUUAUUUUUUACCCUUCUUUGGAUACUCCGAAUAAGGCUUGAAAAAUCACAUAGAUCGUGGUCAGAAUAAUUAAAAAAAAAAAUUGAUGAAGCACACGAACGUAACAGAUGUUCCAUUAGUCCAACGAAGCCGUUCGUUUUUCGAAACGAGAAUUAGACGACUUCCAUCGCCAUGAUUUUUAUCCCUUCGAAUAUUAAAUCGAACGGUUAGAACAAUGCAUCUCUGACCGAAGAAUGCGAAAAGGAUCUGGCAUGGAUAUAAAAGGCCGGUGGAAAGAAUACGGUUGUGAUUGAACGCGAAGGGGAGAGGAAAAUUCGUGGAGAGGACACGGAUGAGGCGAGGAAGGAACGCAACGACGGUGGACGAGGGAAGAGUUGACUCGAAACCUGAAAGCGUCGCUUCGAAGCUCGACAAGUUUCAGAAACUUGGACGCGCUCUGUCGCGAGAGAAUCAGUUUUUCAUAUCCGAAGUGAACCGGAUGUUGCAAGGAUGAAAUAUUUAUAAUCGUGAUAUUUUGUGAACAGUUCAGUGAUCGGUGAAAUAUAUUUCUCUCACUUUUGUGUGUUUCAAUCCACUUCGACUUAGAACAUCGAGUCUGAAACACGCACGAUACGAGUGCGUAAUCGAAAUUAACUGGUAAACGAAGAGAAGCAAAGAGAAGAGUGAAAAAUCAACGAGUUCGUGGUCGAAAGACGGUUCGACAUCGAAAAUAGCAUGCCAGCGAAUCGGCCACGAUGUCCAGCACACCAGUCGACGUUCGCAAAUAAUCCGGGCUCAACGUGCUUUCAAACUCGUGCACAUAAACAGGGUUUAAGUUAUCGAAGAUUGUAGAAUUCACGUGAAACGUAGAAACAUUACGAUGGAGGUGGAGAUAGUGCCGUUUGUGGAGAAUAAUGUAAACGGAGUCAGAGGGGAUGUACCACGACAUGGUAGUAGGGUACAAUUAACAAGAAAAACACGGACGUCGCUGUUCAUUAUCAUGAGCUUCAUUUACGCGAAGCUAUUGGUGGUGGUGUGCAUCGCUUACGUGAUUAGCGAAGUGGUCACGCACAAACUGCCGCUAUACUAUUACGAGGGUUUCUUCACCUAUUUGUACGGGGUUAGCAUCUUGUUCCUGUUGUACGUGUUCUGCUUCCUGUUGCAAGAGAGCGCGUGCUGCGCGAGGGGCAGCGACUCGCCGCCACCACCACCGAGACCUCCUAAGCCACCCAAAGAGCCCAAGGAUAAGAACAAGAAGAAAGAUAAGAAGGAUAAAGAGCAGAAGGCGGCGAAGAGCAAGAAAGAGUACCAGGACGCGGCUGAUGUCGAGGCUGGCGUGGCCACCCGGGCUUUGCGAAAACGAAAGACGUCGCAGAACGAUCAGAGCCAUGGAAGCUUCUUCCUUAGAAUCGGAGCAAUAGCAUUCGGUUUGGGAACAAUGGUGUACAAUGGUUUGGAAUUUGGUACGUUCUUCGAGGUACCACCUUCGUCACCGUGCUACCAGAUCCUCCAGGGCGUCAAUCCAGUUCUUCAAAUGAUCUUUACCUUCAUGCAGAUGUACUUUAUCUUCAUGAACUCGAGGUUGAAUAUUCAUCGAUUCAAAGUGAUCGCGCGUUUCGGAUUGAUGCACGUGGUCGCGACCAAUCUCUGCGUUUGGAUUCGCACCCUCGUGUUGGAGAGCAUCAAAGAAAUCACCAAGCAUCACCAAAAGAUGGGUCAGUUGGAAGCUGGCAUUCUUGAGAGCAUUAAACAACACUCGAUGAGAAACGCUGGUGCCAUUUUGGGAACGGCACCUCGCGACGUAGCUCUUUUACGAGAGGCGCCGUUAACUGCCACGAGGACAUCGUCGACUGCUACUUCGUCGAUCGCCAGCACAACGAUCGCCUCGUUUGGUCGCGUAAUGAGAACGACGGCAAGGGCAAUCGCUAGGGCUGUUACCUUACCCACCACCACCACUACCACCGACUGGAAUCCUCUAACCUCGACGACGACCUCCACCUCGGCACCCUUGCCUAAUCUAACUACCACCACCGCCAACACGUUGUCCACUUUGUUGACCACGCUGACACCGAAAACCACCACCGAACAGAGCACCACUCCCAGUACCACUACCAUUACCACCACCAUCACUCCACCUACCACAACUACUACCACCACCACCACGCCUUCGACAACGUUCUCAUCUUACUUCAUUGAACUGUUCGACGCACCGCAGGCCGACAACAAAGAAGAGAUACACCAGAUAUUCGACGUGAACAACCAAACGAACAGCAGCGAAUACUGGAGUCCAAACUUCGGUAUCUACGCGGAGGCGUUAACGGACGAAGAAAUGGCAUCCAAUUCGUGUGGUCGGGUCAAUAUCAUGGGAACCAUUGUGCAGGAUGCGGAACCGUAUCUGUUCCCCUUCAUCAUCGAAUACAGCCUGAUCGGUGCGGCGGUGAUUUACGUAAUGUGGAAACACAUUGGCCGGCAUCCACGUUGGCCCCAUCAGGUUGAAGCUGAUUUGGAACGCCGCCUCGAGGCUAUGCUGUCCCGAAGGGCUGUCGCUUUGGCUCACGCAGGUCACACAAGAGUGGACUGUGUAGGAGCGAGCAAAGGACUCUUCUUCGGCCUGCUGUUACUGGUUGGCUCUCUGAUCUGCCUGAUCCUCUUCUUCGUGCUGAUCCAUCAUCCGGACUUCGGUUUGAUCGCGAUUUACCUGGCGGACGUGUCGCAUUGCGUGCUGAUGGUGCUGUCGAUCGUCGCCAUAAUCGUCGGCUUCAUCCGUGUCCAAAGUUUGAAGUUCAAAGCCGAAGAGCAAAGCGACCUGAACGACAUACUGCUUCGCGUGUCAGGCUUCGGUUUCUUCGUCUACGCUGUGUUCAGCGUGAUCGCCGGCUCGUUGGCCGCGUUUACGCAUGAGCCAAACCUUUUGGUGAUGCUGACCGGACUGCUGUCGGUCGCACAGGUGAUCCUUCAGAUGCUGUUCAUCGCGGACGUGUCUCGUAGGAGGGUUCAUCUUCCGGAACACGAUCGCAGCAAGCCCGGACGACAGGUGGUCACAUUCCUUUUGAUCUGCAACCUGACCAUGUGGGUGAUCUACACGUUCGAGUCCCAGAAAGUGAUGGCUAAUCCAGUUCAGCUGGACUUCUACGGUUUCCUCGCUUGGGCCAUCGUGCAGAGGGUCACUCUGCCUCUGUGCAUCUUCCACAGGUUCCACAGCGCGGUCACGUUCGCGGAGAUCUGGAAGACCAGCUACAAGGCGCGCCUCGAGUAGACGGAAGAGACCGUUCGUCGGGAUCAAUAGCCCGGAGUGAUCGUCGUUUACGGGCAAGAAACGAAAGAAUUUUUGGCGGGAAGAGAAUAAACGAGGCCGAGGUCGCCUCUCGACGACUCGAACAUUCCUGUGGCUGCACGGUCGACCUUUGUCACUCGAAUCGAUCCCGUUGAAGAGAAAAAAAAGGAAGGAGCAGGUGGAUAGCAGCAGGUAAGAGGAGCUUUCAAGCUUCGACGAAUCGUAGCUCGAAGCUGUUCGGUAUUGGACAUAUCUUGGGACGUUCGUGGAUCGCUGAAGGAAUCAGAGCAGCCUCUUUGAGAAAUCUCUGAACGAAGACGCGCGCUUUACGGAUCGAGCGUGUAAAAAGAUGCGACAAAAUCCUCGUCGAGGAACUCGAACGACGACGAGUCGAGGGAUAAGAGUGUGAAGCCGAUGCAAGGCGUAGAUGCUCUUCGCGUCCUCCCGGGUCGUCGAGACCCGGAGGAGGAUCGCUCGAGCAUCGUUUUAUUUUUUUACGCGCGUUAUAUUUUUUUUCUCAGUUCUCUUAGCUUGACAGAGCGGCUUGAAACGUUGUUUCCUUGGUCGUAAACACCAGAUGAAAUAGCACGAAUCAGGGGAAAACAAAUGGAAAUAAUAUUAAUUCGUUCGACAGAACGAAGCAGAAAAAUGCAAAAAGAAAAAAAAAAAUGGUCAAAUCUAGAAGAGAACACGAAACAGGGCCCAUUUCCUUUCACCGCGUUUCUCAACCAUUCACGAUCUCUAUAUAACUGCCGUCAAAUUUUCUACUUUUAUAAUGUUAUACAUUGUACCUUCGCCCCAUCGUGCAUCGAGAACAUCGCUGAAUAUCGAUUCGCUCUUCGAGUUUGUCGGGACGAUUUCUCGACCGCCUCCCUCCAAAAACGAACACUCGACAAACACGACCAUCCUCGAUCGUUGGACCAACGCGAGAAAUCAAUCGGACACAUCGAAUCGAGCGUUCCGAAACAGAAGAAGAGCGAACCAGCUUCUUCAUCUCAUUAGCAGACGAGUAUCCACUUCGUUAGCGUGAUUCGUGAUAGCUUUAUACAUGGAAAUAACCGUGAUCUCUUUUUCGCGAUAAAAGAAAGUAGCAAUUUGGAGAGGAAAGGAGGACAAGAGACUCGAUGCAAGAACAGGGUGGUAAUAUUGUUUCGCAUUGCACUCAAGCAAAGUCAGGCAAAGUCGGUUUUCUACGGCGAGUACAGUCGCGUGCAACGACGCGUCUCCCUUAUUGUUAGAAGGGAAACUGUAGGAGAACGUAAACUCUCAUCGCUCAUAUUCGUAGACUAGCUUAUUCUCUAUUUAAAAAUUUACCCCCUCUGAUCUAACUGUGAUUAUUGCUGCAUUUAAGACAAGUAUCUACUAAAUAGCUUUACCGAUAAAGGAAAUACAUUCUGCAGCCCAACCUGCGACAUCGUCUUCUUCUACAUUUUCCUAUUAUUCCAAAAAGAAAUCGUUGCACGCGGUUGUACAACGACUCGCCGCCCCCGGAAACGAAAAUGUCGAAGGGUCGAAGGGAGAGAAAACGCGCCAAAUAUGUGUAUAUUUCGACGUUCAUUCUCGUUGCGUGCAAAGUACAAAGAUUGUUUCUAACUUUUUAGAAUCUUUUAUCGAUACACAACCUUUCGACGUUCAUGAUGCGAUAUUGAGAAUAUCCGAGUCGCUGACGAGUUGAUUCGCGUGUAUAAACGAGAACGGAUGACGAAUAAGAGAAAUGCGACGAUGAUUAUCGUGUUGCGAUACCGCGACGAUAAUUGUGUGUAUAAAGAGUAGAGAGGUACUUUCUUUUUCUUUCCUUUUUUUUUCCUUCGUUUUUCGUUCGAGGUGAUAUCGAACAUCCGAGAUAUCCAUCGAUGGAUGUUCGUUCCAACGGCAGAGAGGAGACAAUUGACGAACCACGAAUGUAGAUUUUAAUCGCGAGGCUAAGGGAUUUAAAAAAGAGUAACGAGAUAUCGUAGACGACGUUGUUUUAAGAUGGAUGCAUAAAAAUGAUUAUAAAGAUGACGAAAUUAUAGUUGGUAUACAAAUAGAGAUUCUCAUACACACACAUUAACACUCACGCUCAUUCACACGUACCCCCAUUCACUCACAUGAAAGAUUAUUAUUACCAUUGUCGUUUAAAAGAAGAAAAAAAAAAAAGCUAUCUCGUACAUCGACCGAGAAAGACGCAACAAAUUCUUUCGCAAUUUAACGCUUUCGUUACUGGUGACGCACCUGGUGUGUCUGUCGACGGGAUACACGAGGGACAGUAUAGAUUUCAACCAGCAGCGAAAGUGUUAAUGGAUAUCGUACAUCGUAGAUUCGUUGAGCAAACAAGAAACAAGGGAACGUGUUUUAUAUAGUGAUUAUACUUUGUGAAAUCCCUCCACGGAACCCCGUGGGACCCAAGGAAAUAAUCCAACCGUCAUACACGGAAGUUUACCCCGGUCGAGGUUACGUACCUAGCUAUUCGAGUCUAAAUAUUUUAAUUCUUAGACGUAACGUAUAAUUGAGAGAGAGUGAGAGGCAAGAAACGAGAGAAUGGAAUUUCUGAACGUGAUUAUACAUAAAGAUUAAUUAUAUUAGGUGUACGCAAAAGUAUCAGUCCCUUUUUCAGCAUUUUGCAUUUUUGAGAAAUUUUAUCAUUGAUAAAGAUCGCAACAAUUUUUCUCUUCUAUUACCUACUCUUUUAAUAAACCAACGAUAUGGUAUAAAAAUAAAGCAAUUUUGCAAAAGGAAUACUGAAACUUUUGCAUACUCCUGAUACAUAAUUGUACCCCAAGACGAUAUUAUUAAAAAACAAAAAGUAACACGAUAUAAAUAUGACAAAAAAAAUUAAGAAGUAUAUAUAUAUAUAUUAUAUAUAUAGAUAGAUAUAUAUAUAAAAAUGCGAUUAUGGAGAUCUUUUAUUGACUUCGAUGUGCACGACUGCGAGCCAAGUGCUGCGUGCAAACAUGUAAAUAAUGAUGCACAGUAAAUUAUUGUUCAGCAGAGUGUCUGUGAAACAAAAAGCAAUUACAUUCGUGAAUUCUGUUUCGCGAGGGGGUGCGAUCGAAAAGGGGUGCGCUUGUGAUUCGUCGAACGUUCAACGUACACUUAACGCUUUACCAAUUUCAUUUAAUUAUUUAGCGGAAUGGUAAAGGAAUUUUCGAUUUUUUAACCUAUUCAAUUUCUCAAUCUUAUCGCACCGCACUUGACGUCGACUCGCGCUCCUUCGCCAUGGAACUCCCUCGUUUCGACCGAAAUUAAGAAAAUCCAUAAGCAGAAGAACCGUAAUCGUACGCCAACGUCCGCUGAUUUCGAUGGAAAGAAAAUAAGGGCAAAGCAAUCGUUCGUUUGGUCGAAUAUCGAAUCUUUUCACGAACGCUCUGCCCGAGAAUCAGCGUGUGCCAGAUAGAAAAAGAUAGGAAUUGGAUACGGAGCCUAAACAGGGAACAACAAGAGAGAAUGGACAUUAAUCAACAAGGCACUGCCACCAUACAGGACCAACAAAUGUCGAGCAAAGAUAGAACAAAAUGAGAAGGAAGCGAGAAGAACGAAGCACGCGCAAAUACAAAGAGGGAACCAAAUAAACCAGACGAUUUCCGAGAUAAAUGAAAAGAAGAUACAAGAUGCGGUUGCGAUGAUGGUACAAUUAUGCAUGGGCUGAUUUUCUAUCAUCGUAUGUACAAUGAUCGCAGCCACGUGCUGUACAAGAAGCCAAUACCCUUCCAUGUUUAACGAGAACGCGUGUGGAUGUGCGUGUGCUUGCGCGAGAGACUGACGAACGAUGCGUGUACGACAAUGUUUUUAUUCGGCAAACAACGUCUUUGUAUACUCUAGCCGUGUUCUAGAGAACAGGUGAAUCAUGGUUCUUGUAUAUGUACAUCAGUAUCUCGAUAGUAGCCGUAAGCCUAACCAAGUGAGUCGCGGAUUUGCUUUGCCGAACCGAUUAGAAGCGCCGAGAAAUCGACAAUUUUUUCCGUGUAACGAUUUCACUUUCGGCGAUGUUACGUCGUCGAAUCGUGGGCAAAUUGAUUCGCGAUUGAAUUGAUUGAAAAAUAAUCACGCGAAUCGGCAAAUACAAGCACGGGAAUGAUUUUCGGCGACGAACAAGGUGAAAGCAAAUCCGCGACCCGUCGUCAUUUAACAUUACGUAGUGAGUUUUCGAUGUCUUCGAGCAUAAUUACCAGUUUGUACACAUUACACAAUAACAAAACCGCGCACAACAAACGACAUAAUCACGACUCUAUCAGAGACACAAUAAAUAUACGAAGGAUGGCGAUCGAAUGGAUGAUGGAACUUUGUUGGUAUACAAGAGGUUUGAACAGACGCAGGAUUCACAAGAGAGAAAUAAAGGGAUAUUAAAACUUUACAAAUUACAUGUUGUCGUGUAAGCUGUUCUUUGAAGUCGAGUAGCGACGAUUACGACCGUUAACAGUCGUAAGAAGAAGAAAAAAAAAAAAAAUGAAUUCGCUCAUUCAUCAAUUCCCAUUUUUUGAUUGUAUAACGUUAACACGCCGUUUCAUUGUAAUCCGUUGGGGCGGCACAUCACCCUGUGCCGCCGUCAUUUGUAACAAUAUACGAUUAUAUUGGUUAAUAAAAGUUAUCUAGAU
Osmia lignaria (orchard mason bee) is the source of this 8754-nucleotide messenger RNA. It is a transcript of the gene OtopLa, whose product is annotated as proton channel otopetrin-like a. The record is from RefSeq and is a predicted model, not a curated record. Gene Ontology annotation, biological process: proton transmembrane transport. Lineage: Eukaryota; Metazoa; Arthropoda; Insecta; Hymenoptera; Megachilidae. Gene Ontology annotation, cellular component: membrane. Gene Ontology annotation, molecular function: proton channel activity.